AGUAUGCGUACUGUAUAGAAUGCUCCAGGGAGUGGGAGACCCGGCGUAUUCUAUGGGCGGGGCCUCCGCCAGCUGGCAGAUGUUUCCCGCGCGGUCAUAGCGCUCCUCUAGCGUAAACCUACGCGACGGCAAAGUAGUCCCUAGUAUUUCUUCAAUUAUUGCUAGCAAUAAGUGUGCUACUUACGUGACUAUUUGGCAAAUGUAUUCCUUGAGAAGGUAUUAACGAUUUUCAUAUAUUCUUUUACUAGAAUUUCCGGAUUUCUACUGGAUAGUAAGAAGGGACUGGCGCAGGACUGGCCUAUGGAAUUUCGCUGGCCAGGGCAGAAGCACCGAGCACGGUUACCCCCUCCGUUUACUUCUUCCGGAGGAUGAUCAUCUCAUGGAGUAGGAUCCAGUUUUCGCGAGAAUGGCUACUACUAGCAGUUACUAAACGCCCGGACUCUUGAUGUGUGUGUUGUUUAGUGCGUCUAUGGUUCUUUUUUUAUCCGUCCGUAUAAUCGUGCUUCUUCGACACCUGCCGUCCCUUGUGUACCGGCACCCGGUAUUCGAGCGGCAUCUCAGUAGGCAUUGUCAGGUCGAGUCUGAUCGUCGAGUAUUGAAAACGUGUCUUGCGUUUAUUCAAUAAAUAAAGAUUUACAGCGGAUCGAAGCUGUUUUUCGAGAGAACUGAAGCAUCACGAGUGUAUACCGAAGCAAUUGUUAAUUAACAUCGGAAUAUAAUUUCUUGACGGAAUUUGACUACGGGUUUAAUAAUAACGAGAGUCAUCGAAAUAUUCGACGCUCGACCACGUGAGGAAUACCAAGACGCCCGAGUCAAGAUAAAUUGUCUAGGAGUCAUAUUUCCACGAAAGAAGAUCCAUACAUACAUCACAUACAGAGGGUGUAUUCAAAGGGCUCGAUGGACUACAAAUCACAUGUACGACCACCCAAUUGUCGAAAGUUAAGAUGCUACAGAAUACAAGUUGGUGCAACCUAGACGAAAAUAAAAAAUUUCUGUGCUGAGAAAACCUUGAAGUACGGGAGUAAAACUGACCAAUUACAAAAAAAAAACAGCAGGACGGCCAGGGUUGAGGAAAGGAGGAAGUGAGAAAAAAAAUUGUCAUAGUGAGAGGCCCUAGAGGGGCUGGGAACCCCCUGAUUGCGACGGCACUGGGACCGGCGGCGGAGUGAUCCGCGACGCGUCGUGGGGGCCCUCAGCUGUUUCCCGCCAAAGAUCGCCAUUACAAAACGCGUUCGGGCGUUGUGUGUGCGCCGCGGUGUGGUCUGUCCCGUGGACAAAUCUCGGUGCGUGACCGUAUAUUAAUAAUACGCGAGAAAGUACAGCGGGUGGCGUACGAGGGUCGUUGUGAAGAAAGGUGCGCGUUUUACUCGACUAAGUGUGUCCAAGUUGGUUUUUCCCGUCUCGGCUGGUGGGACGUGAGUCGCGCGCGGGAUAGUAGUGAAGCCGAGCUGGGCGAGAUAUGUCAGUGUUUGCCGCUAGUGACGAUCGGAUUCUGAUUGAAGAAAUAGUGGAAGUGACCGAGGAGCAGGAAGCCGAGCUGUGCAGCAGCAGCGAGACCGUCGACGAGAGCUCGGUGGCCACGAGCGUGGCGGUCGCCGAGAUUGCGGAAACGCAGGAGCAGCAAACGCCGCAGCAACGGCAGAACGGCAGCGCGACCGGUUGCCGCACGGCCGGUCAAAACGCUCAGGGAAUCACAGCGAUCUCCAUUAACGGCGACGGCACGAUCGAUCACGGCAGCAGCACGGGGGGCGUGGGCCGAGUUACGCCUCGCAGCCACAUGGAGCAGGAGAAACGCAUGCGGCGAGAAAUCGCCAACAGCAACGAGCGACGACGUAUGCAGAGCAUCAAUGCGGGUUUUCAAUCGUUGAGAACGCUUCUGCCGCAUCACGAGGGCGAAAAGUUAUCUAAGGUAACGGAACUUCCAUUUGUGCACGUCCGUCCCAUCUGUUCUUUGACAUCACAGAGGUAGUAUAUAGUAUCGCGGGUCAAAGGUCAAAAGUAAUAUUCAUCCACGUGCUAGUUUGAUCGAUGACUUUUUACUUGUGAUCGUCUCUCUGAUAAGGGUGCAUACGUAAAAACCACAAGAUAUAUAUAUAUAUAUAUGCUUAGAAUUCUCAACCCGCAGCGUUAUUAUUCAAGGAAAUUCAAUUUCUGCCGCACGUAAGGGAAACAAGCAGCAUUGUACGUACAGUGUCAGAGAAAGCAGAGGAGAAAGAGAGAGAAAAGAGAAAGUGAGCAGGCUCCCUGUUCAAUAAAUAGAAAGAGCAGACUUGCCUCUCGGAAGAAAGCUCUCCGAGAGAAGUCCGUCGCAAAGGUAGUAGCAGCGAGCUUGCGAACCUUCGGAAUUAAAAGGCAGCAGACGCGGAAAGUUUGCCGAGUUUGCAAUUGGGGGCGGGGGGGGGGCAGUAGCUACAGUUAUAAAACGAUGCCCGGUAGCAGCGCCGAGGCGUGGGAUAUCGGUUGUGUGAAUAUUGGAAAAGGGGGUAGUCACGAGCGCACCUUCAUUAGGUGGGUGCAGGGAAUGUAUAUAUAUAGGUAACCAUGAACGAGGUCGGGCCGCUGAAGGAACUUCAGAGUGGAGGGGGGGAGGAGGGGUGGAUCAGUCAAGACUAUGGAACACAUAUACAGGAUCUACGACAGCCUAUGCAGUUAUGUACGUGUAAUAUACAUAUAUGGUUCAGGCACUCCUCGGAUCAGACGUCGGCUUCCUUCGGUAAGCUUCGGCUUGACUCGGUUCAUUUCAGUCAGCUGGCUGACAGGGCGUUGCCCCGCGGUGCACCAUUCAUUACGGAGUGCAGCCCGACUAGACCUAGCACGACCAGAGA
Molecule: messenger RNA, 2825 nt
Organism: Cephus cinctus (wheat stem sawfly)
Lineage: Eukaryota; Metazoa; Arthropoda; Insecta; Hymenoptera; Cephidae
Product: helix-loop-helix protein 11-like
Exons: 3
Coding region: 1460-1969 (169 amino acids)
Biological process (GO): regulation of transcription by RNA polymerase II
Cellular component (GO): nucleus
Molecular function (GO): DNA-binding transcription factor activity, RNA polymerase II-specific; protein dimerization activity; RNA polymerase II cis-regulatory region sequence-specific DNA binding
Source: RefSeq, a predicted model, not a curated record